AUUACCCUGCAUGGUAUCAUGAACUUUUGCCAAUAUAUAGUCUCCUCUUCAAGUCAAUAACUCACCAUCAUUCCUAUUAGUUCGUCUCCUCUCUCUUUUCUCGUGUUUGAGACAUGGAAACAGUCACCAGGAUCUUUAUCGCCACCUUGCUGUUACUAGCAUUUGUGGCCAUAAGUUCAACAGCUCAAGCAAAGAAACAAACAUAUAUAGUCCACUUGGACAGGACCAAGAUCAAAACUGCUUAUCAAUCUCUUGAUAAUUCCAAACCAUGGUACGAAGCAAUGCUCAAUUCUAUAGCUGAUGUUUCAUCUCAAGAAGAAGAUGGAUCCGAAGCAACACCUCCCCAACUUCUUUAUGCCUACGAGACUGUAAUGUUUGGUAUCGCAACAAGGCUCUCAUCCAAGCAAUUAGAAUUGCUAAGUAAAAUUGACGGCUUUCAAUAUGCGACUCUUGAUGAAGAGCUAAUUAGUCUCCACACGACGCAUACCCCUCAAUUUCUCGGCCUAGAAAAGGGCAAAGGGCUCUGGCAUGCUUCAAAUCUAAAGUCCGAUGUGAUAAUUGGUGUGGUGGAUACUGGAAUCUGGCCAGAGCACCCCAGCUUCCAAGACCGUGGUUUGUCUGCUAUACCUACAAGAUGGAAAGGUGCUUGCGUGAAAGGCACAAAGUUCUCCUCAUCAAAUUGCAAUCGGAAACUCAUUGGCGCUAAAUUCUUCUUCAACGGCUACGAGGCGGCCGUUGGAAAAAUCAACGAAACAGAAGAUUUCAAAUCUGCAAGAGAUUCAAAUGGUCAUGGAACGCACACUGCCUCAACAGCAGCUGGUAGUCUUGUUGAAAAUGCAAGCCUUUUUGGCUUAGCCAAUGGCUCAGCAGCAGGUUUGAGGUAUACCUCCAGAAUUGCAGUUUAUAAAGCAUGUUGGUCAAUUUGCUCUAUCCCUGAUGUUCUAGCAGCUAUGGAGGAAGCCAUUUUGGAUGGGGUUGACGUGUUGUCACUCUCUCUUGGUACAGCAGCUCGGCCUUAUUACCGAGAUUAUAUGGCUCUAGCAUCAUUUCAGGCAAUUGCAAAUGGGAUAUUUGUUUCUUGUAGUGCAGGCAAUUACGGCCCGUCUAAAUCCACAGUUAGCAAUACUGCUCCAUGGAUAAUGACGGUUGGCGCAAGCUACCUUGAUCGAAGCUUUCCAACGAUUGUUAAGCUUGGAAAUGGACAAACGUUUGAGGGAUCAUCCUUAUAUGUUGGCAAGGGAACAAAGCAAUUGCCCCUUGUGUAUGGGAAAACUGCUGGUGGCCAAGGAGCAGAGCAUUGCAUUGCUGGCUCACUGAAUCGAGAUCUUGUCCAAGGAAAAAUGGUUGUUUGUCAGCGUGGAGAGAAUGCCCGUACAGAGAACGGAGAGGUAGUGAAAAUGGCAGGAGGAGCUGGAAUGUUACUAAUCAACACUGAAAAUGACGGUGAAGAACUUCUAGCUGACUCCCACGUUUUGCCAGCCAGUUCAUUAGAAGACUCAGCCGGUAAAGCUAUCAAAAAGUACAUGAACUCAACUAAAUCGCCAACAGCUUCAAUUGUUUUCAAAGGGACAACUUAUGGUAAUCGUGCACCCACACUAGCCGCUUUUUCAUCAAGAGGGCCAAACCUAGUUGGACUGGAUGUGAUUAAGCCAGAUGUGACGGCACCAGGAGUAGGCAUACUGGCAGCAUGGCCAGCUAUAACUAGCCCAAGUGAGCUCAAAAGCGACAAGAGAAGAGUUUUGUUUAAUAUAAUUUCUGGUACUUCAAUGUCUUGUCCUCAUGUUAGUGGCAUAGCUGCACUGCUCAAAUCCAAGCACAAAGAUUGGUCACCAGCAGCAAUCAAAUCAGCUCUAAUGACAACAGCAUAUGUUGCGGACAACAAAGGGACUCCAAUUCUGGAUGUAGCUUCUGGUAGCUCUGCUGCACCUUUUGGACUUGGCUCAGGUCAUGUUGAUCCCGAGAGAGCUUCUGAUCCAGGGUUAAUCUAUGAUAUCAGUCCCAAGGAUUACAUAUAUUACUUAUGCAGCCUCAAGUACACCGAUUCUCAAAUCUCUGGCUUCGUGUAUAAUUUUACUUGUCCUAAAGAUGCAAUUAUGCAGCCUGGAGACCUGAAUUAUCCUUCAUUUGCAGUCAACUUCAAGAGCAGUGCUGCUGAAAAUAUUACUCUUACGUACCAUAGGACUGUCACAAAUGUUGGAACUCCUAAAAAUACCUACGAUGUGCUUGUGGAAGAACCUGAAGGAGUCUCCGUGGUUGUGACGCCUAAGGUUUUAGCAUUUAACAUGUUGGGUGAGAAAUUGAGUUACAAGGUGACUUUUAUAGGAUCGAAAAGGACAAAACCAGUUGCUGCCUCAUCUUUUGGAUCCCUGGUGUGGGUUUCUGGAAACUACAGAGUUAGAAGUCCAAUAGCAGCAAGUUGGUUGAAGAUGCAUUGAAUCGAGUCGAGAUGGUAGAAUUAUAUUACGUGUACUACUGCUACUACUUCUUUUCCCAUUUUCUAUCUUGAGUGCUCUACCUGUUGAAGGAAUAAAAGUGUGUGGGCUGCUCCACAACCAUGAAAACUACUUUACUCAGUGCUUUGAUCUGUGUUGUUAGUUGUACUAUUGCUUCCUUCUAUUUCCAAGAACAUA
Molecule: messenger RNA, 2630 nt
Organism: Theobroma cacao (cacao)
Lineage: Eukaryota; Viridiplantae; Streptophyta; Magnoliopsida; Malvales; Malvaceae
Product: subtilisin-like protease SBT1.1
Biological process (GO): proteolysis
Molecular function (GO): serine-type endopeptidase activity
Source: RefSeq, a predicted model, not a curated record